AUGGCAGAAAAUAUGCAAACUAAAGAACCUAGCUCACACCAACCAACUUCACAGUCUUCAGACCAUCCUACUCCGCUAUCUUCACACCAACCAACUCUAGUAGAAAGUUCUACCGGUACAACUGAAGGUCCUAAUAAUGAACCUAUGCAACAACCACCUAGCGUGAAGGUGGAUGUCCAUGGUGUAUCAUCAACAAAAACUGGAGGAGGGAGGCUCAAAAGCAUUGUGUGGAACCAUUUUGAUAAGAUUAAAACUAUUGAUGGGCAAGACAAGGCCCAAUGUAAAUACUGCAAAAAGCUUCUCGAGGGAGCAUCAAAGAAUGGAACAAAGCAUUUGCAUGCCCAUAUGGAAAAAUGCAUUCAGAAAAGGUUACAUGACAAAGGGAAGGGACAAACAUUUCUUAUUCCUAAGGUUACACAAGGUAAACAAGAAUUGACUGCUGGAGGUUAUAAUGAAGAAAAUGCAAGGAAGGAUCUUGCAUGUUCUAUUAUCAUGCAUGAAUAUCCACUUUCAAUAGUGAAUCAUGUUGGGUUUAGAAUAUUUUUAGCUACACUCCAACCACAAUUUCAAUGUCCUUCACGAAACACUAUAAAGAAAGAGAUAUUUAAUGUUUAUGACUUUGAAAAAUCAAUUGUUAUGAAGCUGUUGGAUACAAAUGAAGGAAGGAUAGCAAUUACAUCAUAUAUGUGGACUGCAAGCAACCAAAAGAAAUGGUAUAUGGUUGUCACAGCUCAUUACAUUGAUAGCUCAUGGACUUUGCAAAGUCACAUUUUGAGGUUCAUUUAUGUUCCUUCACCUCACACAAGUGAAAGACUUUGCAAUGCACUAGUUGAGUGUUUGCUGGAUUGGAACAUUGAUACAAAAUUGUCUACUAUCACUUUGGAUAAUUGUUCUAGAUCAAUUGAAGAAUCAACUUUUACUGAUGAGAUUGAAUCCGAUGAUGAAGUUCUUGAGGAUCGAGUAACUAUUCCAUUGCCUUUGGACUAUGAGCCAAGUGUUAAAACACUUAUCUUCUUGGGACUGGACGCUGAAGCACUAUCGUCCAAGGACUGA
This is a messenger RNA of Glycine soja, 1053 nucleotides long. RefSeq names its product zinc finger BED domain-containing protein RICESLEEPER 4-like. Lineage: Eukaryota; Viridiplantae; Streptophyta; Magnoliopsida; Fabales; Fabaceae. The coding region runs from base 1 to 1053 and encodes 350 amino acids. Gene Ontology annotation, molecular function: DNA binding. The record is from RefSeq and is a predicted model, not a curated record. The transcript is spliced from 4 exons.